UACUUAUUAUACGGAUUUCCUGGAACUAGAAAAUCGAACUUAAGCUUAGCUAUUACUAGUAAUUUUAAUUUGAAUAUCUAUAUCCUUAAUCUUUCUAUUAUUAGUAAAGCUAUCCUAAAGCACUUAUUUAAUAGUUUUCCAAGUUACUAUAUUAUUCUUUUGAAAAAUAUUAAUAUUAUUAGCUCGAAUCGAGAUACUAAAACCGAGGGCUUUUAUUAA
Molecule: messenger RNA, 219 nt
Organism: Hyaloscypha bicolor E
Lineage: Eukaryota; Fungi; Ascomycota; Leotiomycetes; Helotiales; Hyaloscyphaceae
Exons: 1
Source: RefSeq, a predicted model, not a curated record